Messenger RNA from Mesorhabditis spiculigera, 351 nucleotides. NCBI's taxonomy places the organism in Eukaryota, Metazoa, Nematoda, Chromadorea, Rhabditida, Rhabditidae. The record is from the annotation of a GenBank genome assembly.
AUGACGGUGAAACGAAGAAACCACGGACGCAACAAGAAAGGACGAGGCCACGUCCGCUUCGUCCGCUGCACAAACUGCGGCCGCUGCUGCCCGAAGGACAAGGCCAUCCGCAAGACCGUCAUCCGCAACAUUGUCGAAGCGGCGGCCGUCCGCGAUCUUGCCGACGCCUCCGUCUACGAACAAUACACGCUGCCGAAGUUGUACAACAAGAUGCACUACUGCGUCGCGUGUGCCAUCCACGCCAAGGUCGUCCGCAACCGAUCGCGAGAAGCUCGCCGUGACCGCAACCCGCCGCCUCGCUUCGGUGCCCCUCGCGGCGGCCCACAACGACCUGGACAAGCCGAAAAAGCA